Molecule: messenger RNA, 900 nt
Organism: Notechis scutatus (mainland tiger snake)
Lineage: Eukaryota; Metazoa; Chordata; Lepidosauria; Squamata; Elapidae
Gene: ZNHIT1
Product: zinc finger HIT-type containing 1
Biological process (GO): chromatin remodeling
Source: RefSeq, a predicted model, not a curated record
UGGGCGUGUCCUGGCAGCAGAGGCGGAAGCCCAUAUGCCUCUAGUAACAUGGCGAUCAUUUGCAGAUGACGAUUGGAUGGAGCGACCUUAGAUGUGUAAUAAAUAAAUAACUUCGCACUAAAAACGCUAAAGCCUGAUCAGAUUUGCUCAGUACCUCGUCACUUCUUGCGGUGCAAAGGUUUUUGCAGCUUGGAAAGUCGACGUGGAGACAAACAAGCAAAUUUAUACCAGAAAUAUCAGAGAAGCUCCACUGGGGGGCUUACCUGGCUGGCAGAAUGGUGGAAAAGAAAAUUUCAGCUAGGUCCCAGGACCCCAGCCAAAGGCGUAUUUUAGAUCGGGCCACCCGCCUUCGCCGUCUCAACCGCCAGUUAGAAGCCCUGGAGAAUGACAAUUUUCAGGAUGACCCUCAUGCCAAUAUGCCACAGCUAGUGAAGCGCUUGCCUCAGUUUGACGACGAUGCCGAAACAGGGAAAAAGAAGAAAAAAACCCGCGGAGACCAUUUCAAGCUGCGGUUCCGUAAAAAUUUCCAGGCUUUGCUGGAAGAACAGCAGAACCUCAACUCAAGUGAAGGACCCAACUACCUGACAGCAUGUGCGCCCCCUUCCAAUUUGCCACAGCGUCAUUUCUGCACGGUGUGUGGCUUCCCGUCAAAUUACACAUGUGUUUCUUGUGGCGCCCGCUACUGCUGUGUCAAAUGUUUGGGAACACAUCACGAAACUCGGUGCUUGAAGUGGACAGUUUGAGUUACGCCAUGAAGAUUUAUAAGUAUUAUCUUAUAAAGAGGUCCUUUUAUACAAUCAUGUUGUCUUCCUCACAGACAAAUAGAUUAUCCCUGCCAUGAAGAGGUGUCAACUGGACUGUAAUUUGCGUUUGAAUAAUAAAAUGUUUUUGUGUUUUGUA